Messenger RNA from Medicago truncatula (barrel medic), 5478 nucleotides. Its product is annotated as disease resistance protein RUN1. Gene Ontology annotation, molecular function: ADP binding; protein binding. The transcript is spliced from 6 exons. Bases 2212 to 5379 code for a protein of 1055 amino acids. Lineage: Eukaryota; Viridiplantae; Streptophyta; Magnoliopsida; Fabales; Fabaceae. The record is from RefSeq and is a predicted model, not a curated record. Gene Ontology annotation, biological process: defense response; signal transduction.
UUCUAUGAAGUUGAUCUUUCUGAGGUGCGAAAGUAAAGUCAGAAUUAUGGUGAAGCCUUUGUUAAACAUAAAGAAACAUUCAAACAUGACUCUGACAUGGUUCAAUGAUGGAGGGAAGCUCUCAGAAAAGUAGGGACUAUCUAUCUGUGGCUGGAAUUUUUGUGAUAAGGAUGAUUCUAAGCUCAACAAAGGUGAAUCCAUUGGAUCAGAGCUCCUUGGAGCAAUCGAGACUCUCUGAUUUUCAUUGUGGUAUUUUCUAAGAACUAUGCUUCCUCAACUAUUGGUGCUUGCAAGAAUUAGAAUCCAUCCUUCACUGCAUUAAAGUCUCCGAAAGGCAUGUUCUGCCUGUUUUCUAUGAUGUUGAUCCUUAUGAGAUGAGAUAUCAAAAAGGAAAUUAUGUUGAAGCCUUUUUCAAACAUGAACAAAGAUUCCAACAAGACUCUGAGAUGGUGCAAAGAUGGAGGGAAGCUCAAACACAAGUCGCCAAUCUCUGGUUGGGAUGUGCGUCAUAACGAUGCUCAGAUUGAAAAGAUCGUCGAAGAAAUUAUGAAUAUACUGGGUUACAAGUCUACAAGUCUUCCAAAUUAUUUAGCUGGGAUGGAUUCUCUUACAGAAGAAUUAGAAAAACAUUUACUUUUGGAUUCGGUUGAUGAUGUGCGGGUUGUAGGAGUUUGUGGGAUGGGUGGAAUAGGGAAGAAAGCUAUCGCUACUGCAUUAUACAACAAAAUCUUUCAUCAAUUUCCUGUGCUCUUCCUUAUUGAUGAUCUAAGAAAAAUUUAUAGGCAUGAUGGUCCGAUCAGUGCUCAAAAGUAAACUCUAGGUGAAAAAUACCUUCAGAUAUGCAAUCUUUACAAUGCAUCUAACUUUAAACAAAGUAGGCUAUGUAGUGUAAAGUCCCUUUUAAUUCUUGACAAUGUUGAUCAAGUUGAACAACUCGAAAAACUAGCUGAGUCAUGAAUGGUUAUGUGCGGGGAGUAGAAUCAUUAUAACUUUUAGAGAUGAGCAUAUCUUGAAAGUGUUUGUUGUGGAUGUUGUCUACAAAGUUCCAUUGUUGAAUGGGACUGACUCUCUUCAAUUGCUUAGUCGGAAAGCUUUCAAAAUUGAUCAUCUCAUGAGUAGUUAUGAUAAGCUGGCAUCUGACAUACUAUGGUAUGCUAAUGGCUUACCACUAGCAAUUAAAGUAUUGGGCUCUUUUUUGUUUGUCGAGACAUCUUUGAAUGAAAAAGUGCAUUAGAUUGAGAGAUAGUUCAAACAAAGAUAUCAUGGAUCUGCUGUACUUAUGGGGGAUAUGUGCAACAUGAUAACCUAUAUAAAAUUGUCGGUUAUCGGUUGGUGUGAUAGGAAUGCUAGAGUUUUUCAACAAAAGGGGAAUUCUAUCAAUCAACUUAUAGAUAAAAUUAAGCUCCAACCCUUAUGGUGGUUGAAGGUGUAAAUCAUCCUAAUUUUGCUUUUAAUUACCCCAUGUUGUGACUUAAUCCCUUUCUUAUUUAGUUUCAUUUAGUUUAUGUCUCCGUUAAGUGUGCCUUGCUUUGUGGUUUUAACGCUUACAUUUUUGUGAUAACGUGAUGUAACAUAUACUUUUCUUCCUUAGUUCUUAUCUAAUACUUCUUGUUCUUGAGAGACUAAGUUUUGGGUUGAUAUAUUCUAUUUUAACUUCUUCAAAAAAAAAAAUUAAGGUAUGUAAUUUAAUUUUUUGUUGGUCAACUUUGUUUUUUUUUUAGUCAAAUAGUCUGGUAGGUAGAAUUCAUCUCUUAAAGUGAAAUAAGCUAGAUGUUCGGGGUUCAAACCAUGACCCCUACGAGGAUGAUCAACUUUGUGUUUAGUGCUAAUUUUUGUUGUUGAGCAAAGACAAACUUAAGCCAUUUCAUUAAUAAUCAAAGAGUACAAGUAGUCAGAUACAUCAUUAAGAAUAUGGUGGCUAGGAUGAGAUAAGGAAGUUUUAGCUAUUGUGUUCAAUUUUAUUAAAAAAUUAAUUUGUGUAGAUAUAUUAUAGUUUAUUUUGGCUGUCCAUCCGAAUAUUUUGGAUGUUUUUAUAUUUGGUCCUUCCCUUGUCACACUAUUCAUCGACUGCUUCUUUUAUAUUCCAUUGUCUCCUCAUUAAUAGAUAGAUCUCCUCGGUAAUCCAUUCAUCAACUAAUUAUUUGUGAUUGAAAGCAUAUACAUGGCCUGCAGUAUCAUCCAAAGAAGCACCAGUUCCUCUCUUCUUCGGCUAUGAUGAUCAAGUAUGACGUUUUUGUGAGCUUUAGAGGCCAAGACACACACAACAAUUUUGCCGAUCAUCUUUUUGCUGCCCUUCAAAGAAAAGGCAUCGUUGCAUUCAGGGAUGAUUCUAACCUGAAGAAAGGUGAAUCCAUAGCACCCGAGCUCCUUCAUGCAAUUGAAGCCUCAAAGGUUUUUAUUGUACUCUUCUCAAAAAACUAUGCUUCCUCAACAUGGUGCUUGCGAGAGUUGGAAUACAUCCUUCACUGCAGUCAAGUUUCUGGAACUCGUGUUCUCCCUAUUUUCUAUGAUGUUGAUCCUUCUGAGGUGAGACAUCAAAAUGGAAGUUAUGGAGAAGCCCUUGCCAAACACGAAGAAAGAUUCCAACAUGAAUCAGAGAUGGUACAAAGAUGGAGGGCAAGUCUAACACAAGUCGCCAAUCUCUCUGGUUGGGAUAUGCAUCAUAAGCCUCAAUAUGCAGAGAUUGAAAAGAUUGUUGAAGAGAUAACGAAUAUAUCGGGUCACAAAUUUUCAUGUCUUCCAAAAGAAUUAGUUGGAAUAAAUUAUCCUAUAGAAAAAGUAGCAAAUCUAUUACUUUUGGACUCCGUUGAUGAUGUUCGGGUUGUAGGAAUUUGUGGGAUGGGUGGAAUAGGGAAGACAACUCUUACUACUGCUUUAUGUGGUAGAAUCUCUCAUCGAUUUGAUGUACGUUGUUUUAUUGAUGAUCUAAGCAGAAUAUAUAGACAUGAUGGUCCAAUUGGUGCACAAAAGCAAAUCCUACACCAAACUCUUGGCGGGGAACACUUUCAAAUAUACAAUCUAUAUGACACAACUAAUUUGAUACAAAGUAGGCUACGCCGCCUACGAGCACUUAUAAUAGUUGAUAAUGUUGAUAAAGUUGAACAACUUGAUAAAUUAGCUGUGAAUCGUGAAUGCUUAGGUGCAGGGAGUAGAAUCGUUAUAAUUUCUAGAGAUGAACAUAUCUUGAAAGAGUAUGGAGUUGAUGUAGUUUACAAAGUUCCACUCUUGAAUGGGACUAACUCUCUUCAAUUGUUUUGUCAAAAAGCUUUCAAACUUGAUCAUAUUAUGAGUAGUUUUGAUAAGUUGACAUUUGACAUACUCAGUUAUGCUAAUGGUCUACCGCUAGCAAUUAAAGUAUUGGGAUCAUUUUUGUUUGGUCGAGACAUCUAUGAAUGGAAAAGUGCAUUGGCUAGAUUGAGCAAAAGUCCAAACAAAGAUAUCAUGGAUGUGAUGCGAUUAAGUUUUGAAGGGUUAGAAAAAUUGGAAAAAGAAAUAUUUCUUGACAUUGCUUGUUUUUUCAUUCAGAGCAAGAAGAUUUAUGUCCAAAAAGUUCUAAAUUGCUGUGGAUUCCAUGCUGAUAUUGGAUUAAGAGUUCUAAUUGAUAAAUCACUUCUAAGCAUUUCAGAGGAAAAUAAUAUUGAAAUGCAUAGUUUGUUAAAAGAAUUGGGCAGAGAAAUUGUCCAAGAAAAGUCAAUCAAAGAUUCAAGAAGGUGGAGUAGGGUGUGGCUCCAUGAACAACUCCACAAUAUUAUGUUAGAGAAUGUGGAAAUGAAGGUUGAAGCCAUAUAUUUUCCCUGUGAUAUAGACGAAAACGAAACAGAAAUAUUAAUCAUGGGUGAAGCAUUGUCCAAAAUGAGUCAUCUUAGAUUGCUCAUACUCAAGGAAGUGAAGUUCGCAGGGAACCUCGGCUGCCUUUCUAACGAGUUAAGAUACGUAGAGUGGGGUAGAUAUCCUUUCAAGUAUUUGCCAGCAUGUUUUCAGCCCAAUCAACUUGUUGAAUUGAUCAUGAGGCAUAGCAGCGUCAAACAACUAUGGAAAGACAAGAAGUAUUUGCCCAAUUUGAAAAUUUUGGAUCUAAGCCACUCAAAGAAUCUAAGAAAGGUGCCAGAUUUUGGAGAGAUGCCAAAUCUAGAAGAGCUAAAUCUCAAAGGCUGUAUAAAGCUUGUGCAGAUUGAUCCAUCAAUUGGGGUUCUAAGAAAGCUUGUUUUCAUGAAAUUGAAAGAUUGCAAAAAUCUAGUAAGCAUACCGAACAACAUACUUGGUCUCAGCUCUCUUAAAUAUCUAAAUCUUUCCGGGUGUUCCAAAGUGUUUAACAAUCCAAGGCAUUUGAAGAAAUUUGAUUCGAGUGAUAUUUUAUUUCAUUCCCAAUCAACAACUUCCUCCUUGAAAUGGACCACAAUUGGUUUGCAUUCCUUGUAUCAUGAAGUUUUAACUAGUUGUUUGCUACCUUCUUUUCUUAGCAUAUACUGUUUGAGUGAAGUUGAUAUCAGUUUCUGUGGUCUAAGCUAUCUCCCUGAUGCAAUUGGAUGUCUACUUCGACUAGAAAGAUUAAAUAUAGGGGGGAACAAUUUUGUGACACUGCCUAGCCUGAGGGAGCUUUCCAAACUUGUAUAUUUAAACUUGGAGCAUUGCAAGCUUUUGGAAUCUUUGCCUCAACUUCCUUUUCCUACUGCUUUCGAGCAUAUGACAACAUAUAAGAGGACAGUAGGAUUGGUCAUUUUCAACUGUCCUAAAUUGGGUGAGAGUGAAGAUUGCAAUAGCAUGGCAUUUUCAUGGAUGAUACAAUUGAUUCAGGCAAGACAACAACCCUCCACUUUCUCCUAUGAAGACAUCAUUAAAAUUGUUAUUCCUGGAAGUGAAAUACCAAUUUGGUUCAACAAUCAGAGCGAGGGUGAUUCAAUAAGAAUGGACCUAUCUCAGAUUAUGGACAACAAUGACAAUGAUUUCAUUGGCAUUGCUUGUUGUGCAGUAUUCUCCGUUGCACCUGUUGAUCCAACUACGACAACAUGUGCACGGAGACCCAAAAUAGAGCUAAGAUUUUCUAAUAGUAAUAGUCACUUGUUUUCAUUUAUCAUCAUUCCAGUCAUUCUUGAAAGAGAUCAUAUCGUGGUCAAAUCAAAUCACAUGUGCUUAAUGUAUUUCCCUCAGAAAUCAUUAUUUGAUAUUCUGAAGUGGAUAGACGGAACUCUCACACAUCUUGAUGAUAUCAAUAUGAAAGCUAGCAUUAUGAAGGGCCAAGGUCUGGAUUUGGAGGUGCAGAAUUGCGGGUAUCAUUGGGUUUAUAAACCGGAUCUACAAGAGUUAACAAUGAUGCAUCCCGGAAAUUCUGUAGCUCGGAAGCGCAAGUUUUUGGCAAUUGAAGAUGAGGCACAACCAUAAUCAUUCAUUUAGUCAUAUAAAACCAUUAGUUGGAUUGCAACUGUACUCUAAGAUGAUAUAUUAGUAUCUAAUAAUUACUUUUCAUGCCUUCCAUUCUUA